Messenger RNA from Girardinichthys multiradiatus, 6559 nucleotides. RefSeq names its product sema domain, immunoglobulin domain (Ig), transmembrane domain (TM) and short cytoplasmic domain, (semaphorin) 4Gb (gene sema4gb). The record is from RefSeq and is a predicted model, not a curated record. The coding region runs from base 237 to 2894 and encodes 885 amino acids. Lineage: Eukaryota; Metazoa; Chordata; Actinopteri; Cyprinodontiformes; Goodeidae. Gene Ontology annotation, molecular function: chemorepellent activity; semaphorin receptor binding. The transcript is spliced from 15 exons. Gene Ontology annotation, biological process: negative regulation of axon extension involved in axon guidance; axon guidance; neural crest cell migration.
UAUUUGAGCAGUAGGUGACUGCAGCAGCAGUUCGAUGUUUCACCGCAAAGAGGACAGAUCAGGAUUCUGUUUUUUGAGACCGAAACAAGGACAUUUACGGCAGACGGACUGACUGGAGGACAAUCGGAGUGGAGUGUGUGUUUGUGGCUGGAAUGAAGAAACACACACUUCACAGACUCUUGCAUUUGUAUCCAACAAAUUGAGCUCCACAUUGGACCUGGGUCAGUUUGGUAAACAUGGGGGCCCAGAAAUCAAUUCAGCCCCUCUUGAUCUUGCUGCUGAUCCUGAUGCUCCUCAACGGGCUGUCUCAGCUUUGGGCAUUUCCCUUCAGCCCAUCACUGGACCUGGAUGUCACUCCCAGAACAACUGUCUUCUACAAAGGAAUGCUGGGCUGCAAUGGUUUCAUGGGCUCAUCCCAGAACUACAGCACCCUGCUGCUGGAGGAGGAGGCUGGGCGUCUGUAUGUGGGAGGCAGAGGAGCGUUAUAUGCGCUGAACACCUCCAACAUCUCCACAUCUGCAAACCUCACUAUUGAUUGGAAUACCACCCCUGAACAGAAGAAGCAGUGUUUGAACAAAGGCAGAAACAAUCAGACAGAAUGUUACAACCACAUCCGCUUUCUGCAGCGUUACAAUGAAACUCACCUGUACGUCUGUGGAACAAAUGCCUUCAGACCUCUCUGUGCUUAUAUAGCUACAGAAGGAUUUAACUUCUCGUCUGGUUUUGAGGAGGGAAGAGACAGAUGUCCAUAUGACCCAGCGAAGGGAUACACCGGCCUCCUCAUUGAUGGUGAGAUGUUCACGGCCUCCCAGUAUGAGUUUCGAAGCUCGCCAGACAUCCGCAGAAAUUUCCCCUUCCCCACUCUUAGGACGGAGGAAGCCCCCACCCGCUGGCUUCUUGAGGCAGACUUCGUGGGCUCUGUGCUGCUGAAGGAGAGCAUCAACAGCUCCAUAGGCGACGAUGACAAGAUUUACUUCUUCUUCACUGAGAGAAGCCAGGAGCAGAUCGCUUAUCCGAGCCAGACAAAGGUGUCUCGGGUCGCUCGGGUCUGCAAGAAUGACUGGGGUGGCCAGAGGACUCUGCAGCGGAAGUGGACCACCUUCCUCAAAGCCAGAAUGGUGUGUUCAGUCCCAGAAUAUGAGCUGCACCUCAAUAUUCUCCGUGACAUGUUUGUCCUGCAGGGGAGAGAUGUGCAAAGCAGCAUUUUCUAUGGUGUCUUUGGUUUGGAAUGGAAAAAUAUCAAAGCAUCUGCCAUCUGCCAAUACGCCUUCUCAGAUGUGCGCAGAGUGUUUGAAGGACCAUACAUGGAGAUGCAGGAUUCAAAAUGGAGGGAAUACACAGGAAAGGUUCCGGAGCCAAGACCUGGAUCAUGUAUAACAGACCUACAUAGGUCCCAGGGCAUAAACUCCUCUCGAGACCUCCCAGACAGCGUCCUCACAUUCGCCAGGAGGCACCCGCUGAUGGCUAAGCAGGUGCACCCAAUAGGCCUGCGGACACUCAUGUUCAAAAGGAGCGUCAACUACGUCAAGAUAGGUGUGCACAAGGAGCCGGCGCUGGAUGGAAACCUUUACACUGUCUUGUUUCUGGGAACAGAUAAUGGGUGGUUGCACAGAGCUGUGGAAGUCGAUGGAGAGAUGCAUAUUAUAGAGGAGCUGCAGAUGUUUGCCAAACCACAGCCAAUAGAGAGCAUGGUGAUAUCUUCAGUACAGAGGAGCAUCUACAUCGGCUCCCACUCUGGAGUGAUCCAGGUACCAAUGUCAACUUGUCAGAGAUACACUUCUUGUUAUGAGUGCGUAUUUGCCAGAGACCCCUUCUGCGGCUGGGACGGAAGAGCGUGUGUGGAAAUAUCGUCACGUUCGCAGAGGUCAAACUUAACGCAGGACAUCUCUAGAGGAACCAGAGGCUGUAAGGAGAAUUUAGGAAAUGUGAUCCAUCGGAGACGUGCUGUGAUGUUAGGGGAUGAUGUGUUACUCCAGUGUGAACUGCGCUCCAACUUGGCGACUCCACGCUGGACGCUAAAUGGCAAGGAGCUCCAGGGAUACGGGCUGAAUUCAGGCUACCGUGCUGGCACAGAUGGGCUCCUUAUAAUAGGCGCUCGCACCCAGCAGGGUGGCUCGUAUCGCUGCUUUGCAGUGGAGAAUGGCGUCUCAGUGCUGGUUUAUCUUUACACAGUGAAGGUUCACACAGAUCCAUACUUCCCAGUGGAGCCAACAGUCACCACGGAACCCACUACUGUCUCCAGCCCUGUGGUUUUGUACACCGUCAGCCCCACUGAGCAGCCUCUGCCCUCACCGCCAGCGCCGCUGCCUCCAGGAGCCAAUUUCCAGACCUACAGGCACAUGGAGGCCAUCUACAUAUCGUUGGUGGCGGUUCUUGGAGGGCUUUGCUUAGUGUUGACUGUGGUGCUGCUCUAUGUAAGUUUUUGCACCAGACGGGCAAGUCAGAGUCGCAAGUUCUCCCAUCAAAACCUCACCGUUCUUGGGGCCUCUGAGAGAAAGAGGAGCUCCCAUUUGGAGCUUAAAACCAUCUCCAGCCACUGCAACGGCCGCCAGGGCCGCCGCUCCAUCUCUGUGCCGACAUUUGGGGACUUUAAUGACAGCUUCCUCCAGAUAAUUCCCGAUGAUGACCAGAUGUCUCCGGCCAAAACGCCCCCACCGGCUCCCCCUCUUCCUAACCCCCCUCCACUUCCGAAUAUGGACUAUGCCAACGGGUUGUCGGCCACACUGCCCAGCGUGCUGAGGAAGAUGAACGGGAACAGCUAUGUGCUGCUCAGGCAGGCUGACCCCGAGGGCAUGUCGCCACUUUACCACUCAUUCACAGAGGAGCUCAACAGGAUCCUGGAGAAGAGAAAACACACACAGCUGGACAUGCAUCCUGAUGAGAGCUCCAUCUAGGACGCCCCAAUCAAUAUUGUUAUCCAAGGUGUUUAUUUGUAAUCCAACGGUGACGUGUGGUUGAAACUUUUUCAUUACUCUCCAGACUGGAGGUCUUAUUGCAGCUUGAUUUGAAACAUGGAACUUCUUCUGUCUGGAAAACGUUGAGUUACCGAUGAGUUCACUUUAUGAUGGACCAAACUGACGAGAGUGACCGAAAGAAGUGUAGUAGCUGUAAAGAAUUUGCACUAAAGGAAAGUAAAUGGGAGCCAUAUGAUGUCACCUCAUUAAACUCUGUGAAGGUUUAGGAGAGAUGGGAGUCACAUUGCAAUGAAUCACUGGAUUUUAUUUUUUUUUUUAGACGUUUAAACAUUAUGUAAUAUUUAUUCUAUCUGUAGAUCAAAUGAAACUGUUUUCAGUAUGAAUUCUAAGGAAAAUAAUGUCUUACCUAGCAUUAAAAAGUUUGAACCCUGCCAACUGACAACUUUGUACAAUAAUAUGUUUUUUUCUGUCUCUGAUCUGUAUGUAUACUUGGCCACCUGGAUGGUAGGAAGUGAGGCUGUGAGUAUAAGUAGCAGUCUGAGUUUUCCUGAUUUAGGAAGGUUUGGAAAAACAGGACUGAUGUUUGGCUGAAAUUUGUUGCAAUAUGCUUUUUGCUUAAGAAGUCAUGAAGCACAUUUGAUACAGUCCAACCACAAUCUACUGUGCUCACUGGUAUUUUUGUGAUAGACGCAGUAUAGACCAAAGUGUGUCUUUGCGAAGUCGAAGGAAAGCAAUACAAGUUUAAACACACUUGUAUCGGUAUAUAUUUGUAUUCAGUCCUUCUGGGUCAAUACUAGCUUUGAUGCAAUUAGAUUUGCAGGUCUUUAGGGGUAUGUCUCUACAAGCUUUGCAAAAGACGAAAGACUAGAGACUGAAAUCGUUGCCUAUUCCUCUUUGCAAAACAGCUCAGGCUCAAUCAAAUUGGAUGGAGGGUGUCUUUAAACAUAAAAUUUCAGGUUUAGCUGCAGAUUUAGGUCUGGACUUUGACAGGGCCAUUAUAACACGAGUCCGCUUUGAUCUAAACCGUUCCAUUGUAGCUUUGGCUGUAUUUUUAGCGUUUUUGUCAUUCUGGACAGUGAACCUUUGUCCCAGCCUCACAUAUUUUGCCGCCUCUAACAGGUGUUCUUCCAGGAUUGUCCUGUUUUUACAUCUCUGACAUGCUGUCCCUGCUGAAUAAAAGCAUCCCCACAGUAUAAUGUUGCCAACACUAUGCUGGGCCUAAAAGAUCAGUUUUUCUGGAUUCUUAAUCCAAGAGCAUUAGAUUCUAGAAGUAUCAGAUUAAAGGGGAGCGAAUACGGUACUAAUGGGCACCACCCUAACAGUGUUUUAUUAUUAAAAGAUGUACACGGAUUUCCUUCCACUUCACAAUUACUGUAUUCAUUGCUUUGUGUUGUUCUAUCACAUAAAAUACCAAUAACAAUGAAUUACACUAAAGUUUGUGACUGUUUUAGGAAAAAAUGCACACAUUUUCAAAGGUAUAAAAACCUUUUUAAGGCACAGUAGCAGGUUCCACUACCAUUUUGUAAACCCUCCCUUUUCCACUCUUCUGUCACCCCUGACACUUGUCUCCAUCCUCCUUAUACAUGUCCUCCCUCUCUUCUUUAUCCCUCUUGUGUACAGCACAACCAAACUACUUUGCAUGGUUGACCCUUGUUGCUUAAAGUUGUCCAUCUUUCAGUAUAGUAUCACUGUUGCAUCCUAUCCUGCUUCUACUAACUUUCAUUCAUCUUCUCUCCGGAUUAUCUUUCUUUCACAUAGAUCACCUAUAAGAAACUACACAAACUAUCUCUCUUUAUUUUUAAAGAAUUAUAUUUUAUUCAAAUAAUAUCAUUAAGAUGUUUCUUUCAACCCUUAGCACUUUAACAUUCAAUUAUCAGGGUUGAAAAAUUCAUUUGGAUUUUGUAAAGUACCCUUAUUUUAAAUAUAUUCAAUAAAAUUCAAAUUAGACAUGGGAAACAUAAAAACCUUUUGUGGAGAACUAAAGUUUAGGUGAUAAUUGUAAGCAUGUUUCCUGCAGUAAACAUCAAUUUACUCUGUUUUUAUUAGUUAUUGUCAGAAAGUAUUGAAUCUCUGUUUUCCUGAAAUGAAUGAGGAAGGAAGAAGGAAAGCUUAAAGCUGAAUCCCUAACAUGACCUUAAUGGACAAUAAAUUCUUGUGAAAUUAGUAUUUUGGUUGGAGUAUUACUUGAGGAAUCCAACAAUGUUGGUACGUUAAUUUAAAACACUAUUUGUCUUUUCUCUUGUGUAAAUACUGUAGCAACAAUAGCUUCACUUUACAGGCUCAGUAUGCUGUGCCUGUAACAACACCUGCAACUGGCUUAUUGUGUGUUUCUCCUUUGUGCCAUUUAUACGGGAAAAGAGAUUUAAAAAAAACACAAGAAUGAAUGGAGAUUUGCCGUGUGUUAAAGGAGCAUUCAGGAUUCAACUGGAUUGGCUGAUUUAUCUUAAGACUGCAGACGGACUUCUGCAGUCUUAAGCACAACGCACACUGAAGAAAAACAGAAAUGUGCUUUUUCUCCAUGACUAUGACUCCUCCCACAGUUUAACUGCAGACAACUUCUGCCUCCACUUCUUUGCACACUUACGUACCAGCAGAUACAGGUACACACAGCAUAUACACAUGUACACACAAGGAGCAUGCCGCAGUUAAGAAACUCUGUUACAUUAGUUGCUAAUAUUGUUAUUUAAAAAAAUUAUUAUUGUAAUUUCAAUAACUAUUCUUUUUAUAUUCUUAUUAUUUUUGUUGGGGAUUUUUUGUUAUGUUUGUCACCACUGUUAUUAUUUCUGUGAUUCCCCCCAGUCCUUUAGUUUUUUCCUCUGUCCCAGUCAUCUUUGUCUCUUUAGUGAAUUGUAAUAUUAUCACAAGAAAACGGUGUUCUGCUGUUGUUUCAGAGUCAGAGAAUGCCAGUUUUCUCCAAUUGUAAAGUCAGUACAGACACAGUACUUAGUAUAGAUAUGUUUGUCCUCUGCAGUAAAAAAGCUGCAGAUGGCAGAUCUCUUGUAGGACAUGCAGUGUGAUGCCAAAAAUUGCAGAGCUCAGUAUUGCCAUGGCAAGGUGAGCAACCCUCUGAUUAAAUAGAGCUUGUAGAAGUUACGAUGAUAGAAACGAAUCUGUGAGCAGUUUGUAAACGUGUCACAGCCAUUUGUGAAUAAAGAUCUGUCUUCCCAGUAGAGUGUUGAAUCAGCUCUUGUAGCUCAACAGCAGCGGGAUGCUCUCUGGUGGCUUGCAGUGCAUAAGUCAGAGCAGCACUGUGUGGCUCACCUCCACAAAGAGUGGACAGCAGCAUUUAGGAUUCCUGUGUUUUAGUUGCUGCUAUCUUUGCAGGUUGAUGGAGCCAUGAAAGCUUAACCAUAGGGGAUGAGAAGCUCCAAAACGCUCAUGUGUUUAGAAUAGGUAAAAAUAUUUUUGAUAUACUUUGAAAACCAAUGAUACAGCUUGUCUGAAAUUUCAAACUCUGUUCUGAUCAUUGUGUACACUGAUUUUUUCCUUGGCUUAUUGUAUUUCUCUGAUGACACGUCAUGUCUCAUUCUGUUGCUUUGUAUAAUAUUGGAGCAAUUUUAAUGUGAUCUACAAUAUAUAACUUAAUUCUUUGAACAAUUACUUUUCUUUAUAUGGACUAAAAUGCAAUAAACUGUUUAAUUUAA